AUGAAGAUUCUUUCAGACAAAGUCAUACAAAAACACCUUUUGGCCGUGGACAGGCGCCAGGCAGAAAACGGCUACCUUCCUGUUUUGGAAAAAGCGCUAGCCGACUAUGCCGCUAACCACGACGUCGUACCCUCAAGAACCGUUCUCACCUCCAACUACCCUGGUUGUGAUACCACCCACUUGUUCAUGCCGUGUGCUGCACCCAAUAGCGUGGGGGCUAAGGUGAUGAGUGGCGGCUCCUACAAUUCCAAAAACGGACUUGGCGGUCAAUUGAAAGGCGUGGUGAAUGCCAAAACACUCACUGCGUUUCGGACGGCCUUGGCCAGUUUUUCGGUGGUUCAUAGAGAAUUUGGUGACAGGCUGGAGAAGUUCGAGAGCAUCGUGGUGUUUGGAACUGGACCCCAGGCCUUCUGGCAUGCCUACCUUGUGUUGAAGGUGUAUGGAGCUGACUUGGUCACCGUGGUCAGUAGAACAAAGGAAAGCGCCCAGAAGCUUUGCAAGGAGCUUCAAUUGCAUUCUGACGUGAAGCUCGAGGCCUUGGGUUUCUCUGACGAAAGCGUGGGAGACAGAAUCGCAAAGGCGCCUGUGAUCUUGGGCUGUGUUCCAUCCACGGAGCCCACUAUCAAGCUGGAAUACUUGGAAACCAACACCAAGAAGGUCAUAACGCUCAUAGGCUCGUACAAGCCGCACAUGGUCGAGCUUGAUCCGGAGUUUGUGGAGAAGAACUUCAGAGGAAAGGUCAAGCUUAUUGUGGACUCCAAGGCCCACGCUUUGGCCGAGGCAGGGGAAUUGGUGCAGAGCAAUACGAAGGAGGAGAACCUUGUUUCUUUGAACGAUUAUUUGUCUGGUAAGGUUGAAGGAACUACGCAAACGGAAUCUGGAAUUACCGUUGCGAAAAUCGUCGGUCUCCUGAUAAUGGACAUCUACAUGGCCGAGUACAUGUUGGAUGCCGUUGAGGCACCUUCUGUGGAAUUUGACUAG
Candidozyma duobushaemuli is the source of this 981-nucleotide messenger RNA. RefSeq lists its product as uncharacterized. The transcript is spliced from 2 exons. Lineage: Eukaryota; Fungi; Ascomycota; Pichiomycetes; Serinales; Metschnikowiaceae. Gene Ontology annotation, cellular component: cytoplasm. The record is from RefSeq and is a predicted model, not a curated record. Bases 1 to 981 code for a protein of 326 amino acids.